CAGACCAUAGGAGAGACUGCGCUGCGCGUUUGCAAAGCUGUCCAUCAGUGCACUGCGCAAUUGCGCAAUAAGGGGAUGUUGAGCGAGCAGCGGCAAGAAAUAAAUACUUAGAAACUAACUGCAGCCACAUGUGCAGGGGUGUCUCUGUUUGUAAUCACGCGUCCCUGGAGACACUAGGUUCAGUACAUCGAUGAUAAUUGGAUGUCCUUUCUUGCGACUCUCCAUCGUGAGCCGGCUGUAUCGUUACAUGGAGACAUGAGAAGGACAACGAAGAAUAACCGUGGAACUGUGUCGGAUGUUUGCUUGUUGGACAUCGUAGUUCCAGCACGAUGCUAUAUGUAAUUUGUUUCAGAAGCUGGACGGUGGAUACAAUUGUCAAAAGUGCGAAUAUUUGAGCGGGACGCACUCACAAUGCACAUAGCGGACAUAGCUGUCUCUGUGUUUGUAGUAGUGAUCAUCGUCGUCUCGUUGCUGUCCAACGUGGUGGUACUGAUCUGCUUUCUGUACAACCAGGAGAUUCGAAAGCAGGUGCCCGGGUUGUUUAUCCUCAACCUAACCUUCUGCAACCUGUUGCUCACCGUGUCCAACAUGCCUCUAACUCUGGUCGGACUUAUCAACAAAGGAAACACUGGAGGCAACGGGUUCUGUCAAACUGUGGGUUUCCUGGACACUUUUCUCACCACCAACUCAAUGCUCAGUAUGGGGGCUUUGAGCAUCGAUAGAUGGGUGGCAGUGGUUUUUCCGCUAAACUACCACUCCAGAAUACGACACCGGGACGCAGUGAUAGGGCUUGGAUAUACGUGGAUGCACUCGCUCUCCUUCUCCACCGUGGCCACCUGCUUUUCCUGGGUUGGGUACCAUCACCUUUACGCAUCAUGUACGCUCUGCAAUGCGAGAGCAAGCGGCACCCGGACGCAGUUUAUCAUCUACACUGUGGUUUUACACUCGCUCACUUUCCUCCUGACCUUGAUCGUGUUGUGUGUAACAUACCUGAAAGUGCUGAAAGUUGCGCGGUUUCACUGUAAACGCAUCGACGUGAUCACUAUGCAGACCUUAUUGCUGCUUGUGGAUAUUCACCCGAGUGUGCGCCAGCGAUGCCUGGAUGAGCAGAGACAGCGGAGGCAGAGAGCCACCAAGAAGAUCAGCACAUUCAUUGGAACGUUUGUGGUGUGCUUCGCCCCCUAUGUCAUCACGAGAAUCUUCGAGCUCUUCAACCUAGGACAGAUAAACCCUCACUGGGGUGUGCUGUCUAAGUGUUUGGCCUACAGCAAGGCAGCCUGCGACCCUUUUGUCUACUCACUGCUCCGGAAACAGUACAGGAAGACAUGCAGCAACCUGGCCAACAAGAUCCUGAAGAGAAGUUCCUUUAACUCCUCCACCCGCAUGGUGGAGAAUGGCAUGGCCAAUGACACGAACGACACCAACAACAUCAAACCCACCCAGUGAAGGGCCUUGCUGUUGCCUGACUAUGGCAAGAUGGAGACGUUGAGGUACUUACAUACCUAAGUACUGAGCCAUGGUUGGAGAGUGGAGAGAGUUGAAAAAACCUGAGAAGACAUUGCUGCUUGGUAUCGAUUUCGUACUUUCGCAAUUUUGAGCGGGGUUAAGUGCUGCUCUGUUGCCUCAUGGUGUGACAUGAGUGAGAAAACGUGACGUCCUUAAUUGGGAAGAUAUGACAGAGAGUCAUGUAGAUCAUGAAUUACUGUUGCUAAGCCAGUGAGUCACUCGUAGUUAAUUAAAGUAUGUUAAUUAGUGUAAAAUGGUUUCAUUCCAACCAAGUGGUUUUGAUGGAGUGAUGUCAUGCUGUAGCACGUAUGACUUCAGAUAAGACAAAUUAGAUUUUGACAUAGGUUGGUGUUCAUUAGUGUAGCAACACCACCAGGAUUCACUGUUCCUGGACCCAGUGAGUUGGUGUACACAGUAGCAUUCCCUGACUAGGACUCACAUAGCUAAGAUGAUGUAGCUGCAAGGACAAAAUUCUACACAAUUGAGUGCCUUUCAAACUUCUGAUUAAAUCACAGUAAGAGGGAUAACAUGUCUCUGUAUCACUAUUACCUAAGUGUACUAACAUCUGGAUGGAUAACUAUGGGAAUAUAAAGCAUUUGAGAUAAUUAUUUGUUGGUAUGAUACCUUGUGCGAUAUAGCUGCAAAAUGAAUACAGUGACUCAGCGACAUAGUUGUGUGCAGAUGUAGGGCCUUAAUUUGAUCACUGCUUUGUUGCUGAGAAUUUUCCUGCACGGCAGGAAAUGCAAACUUGUAGUGUAUUCAAGGUUUAAAAAGGCUUCUAAAGUUUGUAAUUUCCACUUUAACAUUUCUGACUUGAUUUGCGGUAACAACAAAUGUAUCAACCCCUACAAAACAAUUCCAUUAAUUAUAAUACACAUAAUAUUUAACAUUUCCUGUUGCUGCAGGAUUGUUUUCCUGCUGUGGCAAACUGGCUCAAAUUAAGACCCUACAUCUGUAUGAUGGUAGAGUAUGGUAAGCUGAUGAUGUGGCGUUAUCAAACUGUUUCUUGAAUAUUAUUAUAUUGUAUUAUCAUAUCAUGCAUAAAACUGGGUAAUUUUGUUAUUGAAUGUGAUAGUAUAGCCAUUAUAUCCAUACUGUAUAAUGUGUUUUUAAACAUUAUAUUUUUACUGUACAUUACUAACACACACAGUAUGACUACUUCAUCUAUAGAGGAGUCACCUGAGCGGUCAGUAGAUUACAUUUUCAGUUGUAAAGUUAAUACAUUUUGGUGAUGUUGGCAACCAAGGUAAAGUGUAUUACUUUCAUUUCCUUUGAGUGUUUAAUGCCCUAGACAGAUGAAAAUGUAUAUUAAUUUUAUUAAAAGCAGUCAAAGCAGUGUUCAGUUUUGUUAAAUACAUUUGUGAUUUUAUUGAAAUAAAUGCUGUGCAUUUUA
Molecule: messenger RNA, 2899 nt
Organism: Coregonus clupeaformis (lake whitefish)
Lineage: Eukaryota; Metazoa; Chordata; Actinopteri; Salmoniformes; Salmonidae
Product: G-protein coupled receptor 26-like
Exons: 3
Coding region: 412-1446 (344 amino acids)
Biological process (GO): adenylate cyclase-activating G protein-coupled receptor signaling pathway
Cellular component (GO): membrane
Molecular function (GO): G protein-coupled receptor activity
Source: RefSeq, a predicted model, not a curated record